CUGCUUUCAACGUGCAAUAUUACGCAGCGCUGCAGAGCACUCAAGUAAUGUUACAACUCCCCGCAGACAUUGCCACCCCCGUCCUUCUAUCCACCCUGGCGACCACUUCGAAUUCCCCGGUUGCUGCAUCGGCAAUUGUCAUUAACAUACUCUGGUUCCUCGCUCUCGUCCUGAGCCUAGCUGCGGCAUCCGUCGGCAUCAGCGUGAAGCAAUGGCUCGUAGCGUACAUCCCUCCGGAAAGCACUACCGCGCGCCAGCGCGCUCGAAUAUGGCACCUGCGACAUCGCGGUUUGCGUAAAUGGCGGGUACCCGCCAUCGUGGCUAUGCUCCCGAUCCUCCUCCAGCUUUCCCUGCUAUUAUUCUUGGCUGGCGUUGUCGUGCUCCUGUGGACGCUGAACAUGAUCGUCGCUAUUGUCGUCAUGGUCCCAGUGGCUGUGCUUAUCCUGCUCUCUGGUCUCGUCGCCAUCAUCCCGACCUUCGCACCCGACUGUCCGUACAAGUCACCACAAGCGUGGUGGAUCUACUUGCUCAUCCAUCGACUCACUCGUUUCGACGGAACGCUCAAAAGGCGGCUAUUCGAAACCCGCCGACACUUUCUGCUGCGCCUCUGGAGAACCGUCGUGACGACACGAGACUGGCUGGAUCGCGAAAAUAAUCUGCUUCGCUCGGAGGCACGGGAGCAGACGUCCGAGUCCGUCCUGGAUACGGUAGCCGUGCUUGUGGCGGCAGAUCAACUGGUCCGCGACGACGAAUUUCUCCAGGCUGUUAUCGUUCCUGCAUUCCAAUUGGUGGACUCGUCACGCAGGGAUUUCGACGAGUCUCUUCAAGCAUUCUAUCAACUAGUACAGUCCAGGGCGCACGUCGCGUUGCCAUCCGCCCACAGCACGGGCGAUUCGUUGGCCCUACCGAUCAUGUCUUGGUUCAAGGACGAGAUGGACAGCGGAUCGGUAGCUGCCAUGGCCGAUUUGACCUUGGAGAUGCUCAUCAAAGUAGCUGGGGAGCUGAGACCCAACCGAGCGAAACAGGCGCGAGAGAUAUCACGGAUCCUCGCGAUACUACAAGCGCUCCUUGCUGCGCUCCCUCGAUCCCAAUCCCGUGCCCUCAUUCGUCUUAUCGACUGGUAUUGCGACGAGGGAACGACCUGCCGACCUUCCCAUGCUUGUGAAGAUGACCCAGUGGAGGUGAUCUCCCAGCAUGCAGUCCGGUACCGGUCUAAGAUCAAGGCAAUGCCUGUUCGUCAACAAGCCGUCUUGGGUUCAAAAGCCAUGGAUCGACUCGAACAGUUGUUGCAUGAUUCCGCCUCUGGGAGCUUCCAACAUCGCCACGCAGAACGGGGGCUACUGAGACUGAUAGGCGUCUCUGCCCUUGUCGUGUCGCGUCUCUGCCACUUGCUGGGAGGUGACAAACCAAUCCCGCCCGGUACUCGCACUACCUUAAUAUGGCUGGCUGCAAGAGUUGCGGCAGAUCUACCCUUGGAAGCAAAAUCGGUCAUUGGUCUUGUAGCUUGCCUACGAAUGCUUUCUAAAGAGCCUCACAACGACAUACGCUCACAGAACACUUUAUGCCUCUGUACUGCUAUCGGGACAUCUCUCGACAACAUUGGGUCAGACGAUGGGCUAGCAGACGUAUCCGGCCCUUUGCGCUCUGCUCUUCACGAUUUCCUCGAUUCGAUCAGCUACUUGGACCGCUACGGCAUGUUCGAUUACUUGCGAGGGAUCCUCUCGGUUUACGGUGUCAUGGCUCGGAGGCAAGCCCAUUUCCUCACGUCCUCUGAUCUCGCGAAACUGGAUGCCUGUGUUGCGGCCUGCACCGAGGGCUGGCCGCGAGGUCUGGCGGAGGCGAAGAUACUCCAGGAAAGACUAGCACACUUGCAUGGUGCUCUGGACAUGAUUCCAAAUGCUGAUGGUAUAAUCCAGGAUGAUGCUCACAUCUCUAUCUGUGUCACCUCCGUAUGACGUCAAUCGGAAUGUACAUCAACUUCAACCGCGGAAUCGUCAUGAUCUAC
Messenger RNA from Fomitopsis serialis, 2005 nucleotides. RefSeq lists its product as uncharacterized. The record is from RefSeq and is a predicted model, not a curated record. The transcript has 5 exons. Lineage: Eukaryota; Fungi; Basidiomycota; Agaricomycetes; Polyporales; Fomitopsidaceae. Bases 48 to 1955 code for a protein of 635 amino acids.